UUUAUUGUUAAAAAAUUUCCUUACCUCAUAAAAAUCACUCAACAGCAGCAGCAAAGAAAACAAGGAAAUUUGUUAAAAAAUUAAUUGAAAGAAAAUUAUUUGAAAAAAGUGCUAAAGAAUAAAUAAUAACGUUUUUAUGGCAAAACUAAAGUGUUGAUAAUUUUUUAACAAGAAAAAUCAAUGAGCACUAGGAAAAUAUUAAAAUAAACUUUAAAGUUUAUUGGCAACAAGAAAUUAUAUGGAAAUACUUAUUUAAAUGAAAAGAAAUUAAAUGAUUAAUUAACAAAAAGAAAGAAGUGCCGUAAAAACGAAGCAAGCGAAAGAAAUUUUUCAAACAUUUUCUUUGUUGCAAAACAGCAGCAGCAGCAGCAGUAGCAACAGAAAGAAAAUUGUUUUCCCCAAAUCAAAUUGUGAUAUUUUAUAAUUUUAAAUACUUGCUUUAUGUUUUAUUAAACAUCAUUAUCAUCAUCAUCAUCAAACACAAAAACAACAACAAAAAACAUUAAUUAAUACUACUACUAAAUAUAAUCGACUUAAUUAAUUGUUUUAAUUUGAAUAAAUGAACAUGGAGGUGUUAUCCGUACAAAAUCAAUAUCCAGCUCAUUUUGCUCUAGCUACAGAUUGGAAGAGUCAACUAACAUUAUCCACACCCACAAAUGGCGGUUCCUUGAAAUCUCAGCCGUCGUAUAAAUUUACCAGUAACCCGUUUAAGCCACAUCAUCACAUCAAUCAUCCACAUCAUCAUCAUCAACGGAAACAACAAAAUUUAAAAACCUCUAAUAGUGUUAAAUACACCUCCAACUCCUCAAACAAAUUAAACUGUGAUACAAUAAAAACAACAAAAACUACAACAACAACAACAGCGUCUAAAACAAUAAUCACCAAUAAAUCGCUACAAACACAAGCUGUCCAAGAAUUAUCAUUGCGUUUAUUGGAUAAACUGCGUGCAGCCAAAUCACAACAUUUGGCCUGUACCGAAGUAUCGCUACCCUGUGAUCUCACACCACGCAUAGCGUUGGAAAUUUUACGUUUAGCCCGUGAAGAAACCAAUGGUUUACGCGAUUGUACCAUCUAUAUCGAAUUCGAAGAUGAGCCGAAUAAUUCUAGGCGCAUAGCCACACUCGAUUUGAACAAUCAACGCUCUGGCAAUACAGGCUAUGAAAUCUAUGUCACCCUUAGCCAGGAUCAUCGCGGCUGGACUGCGUUAUUGCCACAAUUCAUGAAGAAUUUAUCGCGUACCAUAACCAUAAGUCCUGAGUUUAAUAUAACCAAACAUCGGCCAUACUCUAAGAGUUUGUGUUAAACGGAAAUAAAUAGGUAACAAAAAGAAAAUUUAAAACAAGAAAUUUAAAAGCAAAUAAUAUUUAAAACAAAAACAAUUUGGUUGGCAUAUAAAAUAUCAUCAUUAAAAAAAUAAUAUAUAUAUACAAACUUACAUUCAUACUAACUACAUACAUAAAUAGAUAUUUCUUGAUAUAGAAAAGCAUAUAACGAAAUAACUUAUUCUCAUACAAAAACACUCUAACACACAUACACACACACUCACACACUCUAAAGACCAAAAUGUUAAAGUAAAAUUAUUAAAAAAAAACAAAAAAGAACCACCCACCUUUUUAGAUUUCUACUUUUAUUAGUAAAAGCUGAAAAAAAACUUUAAAAAAUAACUCAACGAAACCCACUAAAAUACCAACCUGUUUUUAAACAAAAGAAAAUUUCUUAAUUUUUUUUGUUAAAAUUUCUCUCAGAAAAAAUUUUAUAAUUUUUUUUAUAGGAUUUUAGGCUUUUAACAAAUCUCAUUGAUACAUUUGUUCAAAUUAGGUUUUAACAAAUUAUUUAUUAUUUUUUUUUUAACAUUAAAACAAAAAGUUAUAAAAAAUUUUUAAAAAUUAAAAAAAGGAAUUUUUUUUAAAUUAUUAGUUUUAUGUCAAAAUUUGUUUGUGUUAUAAGUAUUAUAUUUUUUAAAAAAAUGGCAGCACUUAUACACUUAAAACAAAAUUUUUAUUAAAAAACAUUAAAAAAACAAAACAAAAAAAAACUUUCAUGAAACGAUAUGAAGUAUUUGCCAAGAUCUCCAACUCAUAAAAAUGUGAUACUGAUUAAGUUGCUUAGGUUAAGAAAUCAAAUACAAAAUAAUUAUUAAUUAAAAAAACAAACAAACAAAUAAAAAUAAAAAAUACACAACAAAUAACAAAUUCAAAACACAUCCAUUUUAAAUUUUAAGUAAAAAAAACAAAAUUCAAAAUUACAAAAUUUUUAUAAAAAAAAAUAAAACAAACAACUCAAGGCUGCAUUACUGGCUUAAUGUUUAGGACCUUAAUAAAAUUAUAAAAUAAUCAAUUAACAAUUGUGAACUUUUUUAAAAAAACCAAAACAAAUAUUUAAAAAAACAACAAAAACAAAUAAAGAAAACUGCGAUAUAUGAAAACGUCUUGAUAUCAAAUUUCAAAUUUAAUAUAAAAAAACACAAAGAAAAAGAAAUUAUAAAUUUUUUUAUCAUUUGAAAAAAAAACAAAAACAAAUUCAAAAAAAGAAAGAAUAAAUAA
Messenger RNA from Lucilia cuprina (Australian sheep blowfly), 2543 nucleotides. Its product is annotated as protein scylla-like. Gene Ontology annotation, biological process: regulation of TOR signaling; negative regulation of signal transduction; apoptotic process. Bases 560 to 1303 code for a protein of 247 amino acids. The transcript has 2 exons. Gene Ontology annotation, cellular component: cytoplasm. Lineage: Eukaryota; Metazoa; Arthropoda; Insecta; Diptera; Calliphoridae. The record is from RefSeq and is a predicted model, not a curated record.